Messenger RNA from Tribolium madens (black flour beetle), 2509 nucleotides. RefSeq lists its product as uncharacterized. Bases 214 to 2343 code for a protein of 709 amino acids. The record is from RefSeq and is a predicted model, not a curated record. NCBI's taxonomy places the organism in Eukaryota, Metazoa, Arthropoda, Insecta, Coleoptera, Tenebrionidae. The transcript is spliced from 5 exons.
GGUUGGUGUCGCAUCUGCAUGUUUACCCAUUGUGCAACGAAUUUCUUUGAAUUCUAAAAGUUUCUAAUUUGUGACUAAACCAACAAUGUGGUAAUUGCUAAAAUUUAAGUAAAUUAAUUGCUUAAUUGUUAGAUUCGCUUGUGGUGAUUUUUAUUCAAAAGUACAUAGUUUAACAACAAUUAGGUUAACUAAAGAUUUUUUAAAUUAAUUAAUAUGGAUUAUAGUUUAAUUAUGGAUAACGAUAGUGGUUACAUUUCGCAUUAUCAAGAAUCAAAUUUUGAUUCUUUAUCAGAAAGUGGUUUUAAGGCAAAAGCUAGCUUAGAACUUGAUUAUUUAAAUGAAGAUGCUUUGUUGGAAAAACCUUUUGUUAUUAAUCAUUGUAGCCGGUCAGAAUCAUUUGAUUCUGUUAUAAAUAGUUCACAAGAAAGUGUUAGAACACGUUUUAGCGGGUUGGAGGAUUCUGUUCCUUCAGAUUCCUCCUUUGUAAUCCCACAAGUUCCACAGAUCUUUUGGGACCCCGAUGAAAACAAAGAAAACAUCGACACUUCUUCCAAUUUCAACAGUUCCAAAGAAAGCAACAACAGUUUCACCACAACUCCCACCAAGUCAUUUUCACAUAAAGUUCUCGCAAAUGUAACAAACACGUAUGACCAAAACCAAGCUGUGAUUGGUAAAAAUAUCUUCAGCGAUAAAGAAAACAUACGUCCGUCAAUAACUCCUCACAAAAGCUACGAAAACCGUAUAACUGCUGACACCAGUCCUGAUUUGUUCGACGAAGAAGAAGAGACUUUAAAAUCUGUGAUGCCAUCAAAAAUUUCGCCAAAAGACACACCGAAGGAAAAUUAUUGCGUCAAGGAUUUAAAAUUGUUGAGAAAAGUUCAAAGUUCGUUAAAUGGAGUUCACCCACCUCCGUGUGUCACAAUUACACAAAUCACCGUCACGGAAAUGCUCGAUAAAAUCCAGGAAAAUAAACAUUUGUUUUGGAAAACGUCCAGUACGGUCACUAGUGAGUCAUUGAAUUCGUUGUUAAUUAACGAUAAGCCGGAUUGUGUUAACUCGAGCUGGCCUGAAAUUUUAAAAGCUAGACAUCUGGGUCUUCAUUAUAAUCGGAGCAAAGUUUCCGAAGAUUUGGAACACUUGUGCCUUAAAUACGCCGAACGUUACAUCGGUGCCGAAACCCAAUCUUCUUGCACAAUUUUCGACUCGAAUCCUUGUAAUUUGCAAAAGCGCAAAGUGGUGAAACCAAAAUGGGGCGCAAAGUCGCCAGGGCGGCGUUUGAGUCACUUGGCAAGACGGAGAAUCACUUUUUCCAGCUCGAAUUUACAGACGAGUAGCAGUUCGGCAAUUCUCGGGUCACGUGCUCGUCAAAUUUUAAUCGAUGCUAGAAAAUUGAACUCGAUGAAGAAAAGUCCGAGAAAAAGCCCGAGGAAAACACCGUCGAAGAGUCCGUUUAAAAUAAAGAAAAUGACCCCCAGUAGUUCAGCGAAAAAGAAAUUGGCUAUGAGAUUUAGACAGAUGUCGGGGGAGUUUGAGAACUCCAAUUCGAGUUUUUCCAGUUGUUCGUCGAAUCAGUCAGUUUUGAGCUUCAAGAGGUCGCUGUUUGGUGGUGAUAGAGAUAUAGGGUCAUUCAGCGGUCCCAUCGAAAAGAAAUCUACAAAAAGAGCAUUAUUCUCAUCUCCGUUAAAACACUCUCCCAAAAAAUCGCCAUUUAAAACUGGCAAACGGAAACGCAUCGAUUUCGACGAAGGCAAUCCCUCGAAACUACCUCGAAGUUCUUCGCUAAAUGUAUCAAAACCGGACCAAAAACCAAGCUUUAAUCGAUCUUUAAGCGACACAACAUCGAAACUAAACUCCUCAAAAUCGGAAGAAUUGAGUGAUCAGCACAAGAAGAAACUUCAGUGGGCAGUUUACGAAUCUUUGAGAUUGCAAAACGUGACCCCCACUCAUCCUCAAUAUAAAGUUUUCGCGUCAGUUUUGGCUCGCGUGACGCGAAAGUUUUUACCGGGGUUGAAAUUUGAGGGAAGAACGACGGAAAAAAUGUUCAGGAUUGCCCGUCAUCAUUCGUAUGCGGUGGUGAAGGGGAAGACUGUGGAUGAGAUUGUGAACGAGUAUGUGAAGAAUAGGAUAAAGAAUCAGAAGCCUCAGGGAUAUAUAGGGAUUGAGGAGUUUAACGGGUUGAAGAAAGAUGAAGUUUCGGAUAAAGAAAAUAUUUUGCAUGACAGGUCGAAUAGUGAAAAUAUAGAGAAGAGAAGGGAAGUUCCAGGACCUAAAACGAGGUUCCUGAGUAGCAAUAGGAUCGAAAGAAUAAAAAAAGUCAUUUCUUUUGAUGAAAAAGAUUCGUAGUUGAUUUAAGGUCUUUUUUUCGGAUAUCCAGUGCAAUAAUUGGAUGCACGUUACGUAGGGUUUGGAUAGGAUAAUGUUUUUAACUGAUAAAAUGUCAUGUUUUAGUCUGCGACCUUAUGUUUACUACUUUGUAAGUUUUAAAUAAAUAAAGUUUGAAUUGUUUUUA